AUGGGCUCCGCGGUGUAUUUCUCUAGGAGGGUCUUCACUGAGAACCUGCGGGGGGUGUAUCACGGUACUAACACCAGCACCAAUACUAACACUAACACCAGCACCAGUACUAACACCAGCACCAGUACUAACACCAGCACUAACCCCAACACCAGCACUAACACCAGCAUCA
Nestor notabilis (Kea) is the source of this 172-nucleotide messenger RNA. Its product is annotated as serum response factor homolog B-like. The record is from RefSeq and is a predicted model, not a curated record. NCBI's taxonomy places the organism in Eukaryota, Metazoa, Chordata, Aves, Psittaciformes, Psittacidae. The annotation marks the transcript as partial. The transcript is spliced from 2 exons.